CGCGAAAAUCAGUACUAAUAGUGAGGUCACUCAUUUCCAUUUUGAGGAUAUUUCCAUUUCCAAAACGAAACUCAAAGCAUGGAUUCAACACCCUCCGCAAAACGACGUCGUCAAAGCAAAGACGACGACAUUGAAGCAGCAUCACCGUUGCCGAAACAGAUGUCACCGGUGGUUAUCUUCGCUCACGGCGCUGGUGCUCCUUCAUCUUCUGAUUGGAUGCAAAGAUGGAAGAGUAUGUUGAUGGAAACCCUACACGCUGCUGAUGUUGUCACGUUCGACUACCCUUAUAUGUCUGGUGGGAAAAAGAGGGCUCCUCCCAAGGCGGAAAAAUUGGUGGAGUUUCAUUCAAAUAUUGUGAAAGAAACUGCAACUAAAUUCCCUGGUCAUCCUCUCAUAUUGGCUGGCAAAUCAAUGGGUUCAAGAGUUGGAUGCAUGGUCGCGAGCAUGGAAGACAUCAAUGUUUCUGCUGUUCUAUGCUUGGGCUACCCAUUAAAGGGAAUCAAUGGUGCGGUUAGAGAUGAAACACUGUUACAGCUAACAGUUCCUACAAUGUUUGUACAGGGCAGCAAGGAUAGUCUCUGUCCACUUGAUAAGUUAGAGACCACACGGAAGAAGAUGAAAGCGCUCACUGAGCUGCAUGUCAUUGAUGGUGGCGAUCACUCUUUUAAGGUUGGUAAGAAGCAUCUACAAGCAAACAGUUCCACCCAGAUUGAUGCCGAAGUUGCUGCUAUGAAGGCCAUUGCUGCUUUCGUUUCCAGAUCCCUUGAAGGUUAAUGUUGAUGCCCCUCCCCUUUUGUUGAUUCUACAGUGUAGCAAGGUUUGCAUUAUUGUAUAUACACCCUGUUGUAUCUAGCUUUGUUGCAAGUGGGCUGUAAUUUUAUUUUGGUGAUUUGGUCAAGUUUUUUCCUUGCUAGUAGAGUAGACAUGAAUUUGUUGCUCUGGCAGUAUUAGAAACCUACUAGGUAAGGAUGGGUUUGUUUAACUUAAUGCAGAACUUAAUGCAGUUUUACAUAUUAAUUUUA
This is a messenger RNA of Lathyrus oleraceus (garden pea), 1022 nucleotides long. RefSeq lists its product as uncharacterized. NCBI's taxonomy places the organism in Eukaryota, Viridiplantae, Streptophyta, Magnoliopsida, Fabales, Fabaceae. Bases 79 to 774 code for a protein of 231 amino acids. The record is from RefSeq and is a predicted model, not a curated record. The transcript is spliced from 6 exons.